Messenger RNA from Bradysia coprophila, 6627 nucleotides. RefSeq lists its product as uncharacterized. Gene Ontology annotation, molecular function: serine-type endopeptidase inhibitor activity. Gene Ontology annotation, cellular component: basement membrane; extracellular region. Lineage: Eukaryota; Metazoa; Arthropoda; Insecta; Diptera; Sciaridae. The record is from RefSeq and is a predicted model, not a curated record. Gene Ontology annotation, biological process: cell-matrix adhesion.
AAGUUAAGUCAGUCGUGUUUUCGAUAUUGCUCGAGUAAAACGUUUGAUGGAAAUAUAAUUAAAAGAAAAAACGAAAUAACCAUACACACGAUCACAAUUUUGUAUUAUUCGUAACAUAAGUUGUGUACAAGAAAAUUAAAGUGAUAUAAACAGUGUUCCGGUCGGUGAAAUCGUGUUCACUCCAGUAUAAGAAAUUUAAUUUAAAAAAAUUAUUUCAAAGAAAAUUUUAUUAAAUUUAUCGAUUAAUUUUCAUUGUUGAUUGGAAAAUUUUUGUGACCUUCUAAGUGAUUGAACCAAAAACAAAAUCAUUUGGAUUACUUUCUUCGUUCAUCGUCAAUUGGCUUUUAAUUAAAUUAAGCAAAGCACCGGAUUAAAUUGGAAAGAAAUACGGAGAAAAAAUCUACCAAAAUUAGAUCUUACAACCACUACUCCCUGCUCACUUAUGUAUUUUAUUAACGAAAACUAUGGCCCAUUAUGAUCAGAAUUGGAUUAUGGGAAAAUUAUUGUUUUUUGUCGUCUGUUGUGUAUUUGUUAACAAUGCAUCUGGAAAUAGCAACGACUCAUUAACAGCAUGUCAACACUUGCGACAAGCUGAGUCGCGACGAGCUAAGUCAUUGGAUGACUUCGGUUCCAGCGCCAAGGUUACCGUGCUGAAGUGCACGCCUCAAGGUGAAUUUGAAAAGAUACAAUGUUCGAACGAAAUCAAUGGCACUGAGUGUUGGUGUGUGGAUGAAUACGGUGUUGAGAUCACUGGCACGAGAAAGACCAACGAAAGUGACGUGAAAUGUGAUAUUGAUCUGUCGUGUCCGGCACAUUCGUGUCGGAUGUAUUGUCCUGGUGGUUUUGCCAGAAGUCCCCGAAGUGGUUGUCCCAUCUGCCAGUGUAGAGAUCCAUGUGAAGGAGUUGUUUGUCCUGGCGGCCUACAAUGCCAACCACAGGAAGUUAACUGUAAAACGGACCCAUGUCCACCAGUUCCUACUUGCAAGAAAGCUAGAUCAUUAAGUGAUUUAUGUCCCGCUGGACAACCAUUAACCAUAACUGAUACCAUACGACCAUUCCUUUGCGGAAAUGAUCCAGGAAAGCCAACAUGUCCACCUUUAUACAAGUGUUUAGUGCAAGCUAAUAACGAUUAUGGUGUAUGUUGUCCUUCGUCCAUUGGAUUCAAAAAGCCAGGCGAAUGUCCUAAGCCCGAUGAUGUACAGUCAUCACCAUCAACAGGACGUCUAUGCGGAGUGCCUUGCUCACAUGACCUGGAAUGUCCUCAAAUGGAGAAAUGUUGUCAGAGUACUGGCUGCGGCACAAAUUGCAGACAGCCAUUCAAUGUGACCACUUGUCAUCAAGCUAGAAUGUUAACAGAGAUACUAUCAGUAAACGAGCGAGAAGGUCGUGGCUACAUUCCCGAGUGUGAGGGACCAUCUGGAAUGUUUUCAGAAAAACAGUGUUCGCGAAAUGGACUGGUUUGUUGGUGUGUUGAUCCACAAACGGGAAACAAAGUAAAAGGGUCCAUGGGUGCUGCUACAAUGGUGCAUUGCGAAGGCAUUAGUAACAUGAUCGUUCGAUCACAAGGUCGAAGUGCUGACAUGACAACCAACUGUGACCAGAAUAUUUGCGCUUCAGUGUGCGAGUACGGUUUUAAGCCAGACCAUAACGGCUGUCCGAGCUGUGAAUGUUCAGAGCCUUGUGAAGGCUUUUUAUGUCCAAUGGGAACUCAUUGUGAGGUUGCUAAAGAUCCUGAGUGUCGUUCGGGAUCGGCGUUAUGUGCAUCAUUGCCAGUCUGCAAGCCAAACUUUGCCUACACAAACCCAUGUGAAAUUGGUGUUCCAUUGACGGAUAAUUCGACUGGAGAAGUGAUGUAUUGUCGUCAAGAAACGAAUGACCCGGAAGGCAGACAGUAUAUGUCACGAUCUUUCUUUGACGAUGAAGACGUUUCUGGCCGUUCCAUGACAAACUUAAUUGUUUGUCCGAACGAAUUUCAGUGCGUCAAACUACAUAAAGAAGCUGAUAAUGUGUGCUGUCCACGAAUACCAUCUGCUCCAGAAGAGACACCUGACUACCAAGAUUUGGAGCGACCUCAGUCCAUGUGCGAAUAUUUACGUGACUUCUCUGAUCGCAUGGAAGGCACUGAAGCUGGCAUGACUUUAGCUUUACCAUCUCCUACAUGCAAAGCUGAUGGAACCUAUGAACCAAUGAUGUGCCAAACCAAAACCAUUAAAGUAUCGCCGUUAGAACGUCGACGCAUUUUGGAGGAGAAAAAUGUGAGACAGAUGAGAAUGCUCCUGCAGAACAGAGAAAAACGAUCUGCUUCAACGGAAUGUCCGUUACUAAAGUGUGUUCCAUGUGAAAAUGGCUUUGAAGUGGAUGACAACGGCUGCCAAACUUGCAAAUGCAAAGCUCCUGCACAAGAGAAUCUACGUUUGUUUAAAGUAGAGGAAAGUUCUGACGAAAAUCGUGGCUUGGAUCUUAAAAGCUUAAUCAAAUACCUUCGACAAAAUAUGUUGGCUCGAUCGGACAACAGCGAAGCGAAUUACAUUUCCGAAAUUUUGAGCCGAAAAUUACUUCAUCAAGUAGUUCAAGAACGCAGCGCUAAAGUUAUCGAUGUGAGAAGUAGCGGAGGAUCUCAGAGCCUCGAUCGAGGUAACACGAAAUCUGACUCCAGAGAGAAGAAACCAUUUACGAACCAAGGACUAGUCGAAGUGGAAGUCGACGAAUGCUGGUGUGUUGAUGGAUUCGGGACAGAAAUUCCACGAUCUCGUGGUCAUAACGUUACGAUGAACUCAUGCCAAGAUUUGCGCAACUCCCUGGAAUGUUUAGACCUGACUUGCAGAAUGGGAUGUGAGUAUGGUUUCGUUCUCGAUCCGGAGACACGGUGUCCGUCAUGUGAAUGCCGAGAUCCGUGCGAUAGCGUCACCUGUGCGGAUGGUGAAGAAUGUCGAUCGGUCGAAGUUACAUGCAUUGAAGAAUAUUGUCCACCCGUUCCAGCUUGCUUGAUGGGCAGUGCCAGUGCAUCGAACGAGGACCCAUCGAGCGCGGAUCUGAGGAAAGGGCAGUGCCCAUUCCUAGUUCCUCCUGGCACAGAAGGAUCAACAAUCGAUUCUUGUGAGUAUGAAUGCCGCUCCGAUUCUCACUGUGAAGGCACUAAACGAUGCUGCUCGAACGGCUGCGGAACGCAAUGUGUUGAGCCACAACUGAAAACUGCCUGCCAGCACUUGAAGACUAUACAAUUACAUCAAGCCUCGGAAUUGGGAGUACCAGCACGGCAGAAAUACAUUGCUCAGUGUGAUGAGAAAGACGGUAGUUGGAAACCGGUUCAAUGUGGCCCGGAGGAUGUUUGUUGGUGCGUCGACCAAUCCGGGAAUGAGUUGAGUGGUACGCGAACACACGGAGAGCAACCAAAUUGCAGCAUAGCACCGAAAACUCAGUGCCCAACAUUGCAAUGCAGUGAAUUCUGUCAAUUUGGUUAUGUGGUUGAUAAGAAGGGCUGUCGUACGUGCGAAUGUCGCAUGCCAUGUAACGAUAUAUCCUGCCCGGCUGAUGAGGAGUGUAAAAUGAUGAAAGUUCAGUGCAUUGACGAGCCAUGUCUAAUGCCAAUUUGUGUUCCUAGUCGUGAGUCGGUUUGUUCGGAAGGAUUCCCGUACAAACUGAACGAUAGGCCAGUCAGUUGUGGUCCACAAAGCGAUGCCGAAAUUUGUCCAUCGACUCACACCUGUCAGCUGGACAUUGAAUCGCGAAAGGGUGUAUGCUGCUCUAAGUCAAGGGAUGUUUGCUUCGAAUCGGUUGAGUCGAACUGUUCGGCGGAAAAUGUGACCGAUACGUAUUCGAGAUGGCGUUUCAGUCCCAAGCUGAAUAAGUGCAUUCCAGUUGCAGUCAACAAGUUAUGCCAAAGCAAAAACUUAUUCCACAGCGAGCAAGCUUGUUCGUCUGUCUGUCCAGUUUUAUCGCAGUGUGAACGUUUGCGGCUACGGAAUUCGUUGGCAGCAAAGAGGUCUGGUCAACAACACCUGUCAUUCCAACCUCGAUGUGAUCCUGACACGGGACUAUGGAGCCCCAUUCAAUGCUUAGGAAAAGCAACUAAACCAAGCGAUGUGAAUGGAAUAAAUCGGGCGUUCAGCAUAGACACGCCGGAAGAUCCAACAAAUACAAUUGGUGUUUGUUGGUGUGCGGACAAAAAGGGAGCCCCUGUCAAGGGAACAUUAACGCGAGGAACCGAACCAAUGUGCAAUCAUCGUCAAGCCAGACGACGUACAGUCGAUGCCGAUGCCAUUCAAGAUCCAGUAAUGGAAGAACUAAUCCGUCAAAUGACUAUAAUGGUUGACGAGGACAAUUUCAUCGAAACUGACCUUACGGUUCAAUCGUCGACAAUCGAUAGACUAUCAACGACAACCGAACAAAUACUCGAAAUAGCAAAUUCAAUCUACGAAGAAACGAAACAAAGCUCUCAGGCUUUAGUCCCCACAAAUACGCGAUGCAAUGCACUGAAAGAGACGGCCUCAUUUACAGUAAAAUGUGAUGAGUUCGGUUCAUUUCAACCCACCCAAUGCAAUAACGCAACUUGUUGGUGUGUCGAUCAGGCUGGCAAUCAAAUCUCGGAAACGACUUUUAGCAUUGGAUCGUCUAAGUGCAUCUUUACGCCCAUUGACGUUGUGGCCGUUGAACUACAUCUGUCAAAUCUGCAGAACAAAGUCUUCCGCAACGUUUACGACAUCCUAAAAGUUGAACUGAAGCACUUGCUGGGCAAUAUGCCCGACAAUCUACGCGUGCACGAGAAUGUCGAUGGUAACAUUCAUCUGCGAUUCGAUUUGACCGACGACAAUAAAAUUGAAACGGCGUUCGCCUUGGAAGAAAUGGUCAAACAGAAUAAUUUGAUUCUGGUCCAUGGUGAAAUGAGACCCGACAUUACCAUGUCUCGCUUCGUUUACAAAAUAUCCAAUUUGCCCAUACCGCAAAAGGCUUCGCUGAUACCGGAGAGCACGUUCCAAACAAUCGUCUUCAUACUGGCAACAACGUCCGCAUUUUUGGUCAGCAUCUUUGUGGUGUUCAUCAUGCUGAAACGGGGCAAAAAUAAGAUGAAAACGUACAACACCAACAAGUCGAUCGGAAUUAACGACAAAUUCUUGGAUUACAGUUCGCCGAUAUUUGUGCUCAGUGCUAAUGAAGAGAAAUAAGAUACCGACAGUUCUAGAUAGACGAUUGACUGGUAUGUGUAACGGAGUGUGCUAAAUUGUAGAAUCAGCAGUUUCUGGUCUCGCCUUUACAAACUGCACAAAAUUGAUGUUGAAAUGCAGAUGUAGAUGUACUUAGGAAUUCGAUGAGUUAAAGGGAAAAAUUGAAAUUGGAAAAUGGUUGAAAUUCUUUGUGUAGGAGUCACUUGUGUAUACUUUACAUGUCACGAAACGAUUUGCCGGCUCCCUUUUUGUAUAUUUUUUUAAAUAAACGGCUGAAGUCCAAUUUAGUCCAGACGCAGGUACAUCAUACUGACCUUCAAAUCCGUAUCAUACUGACCUUCAAAUCCGUUGAAUAAUUUUUAUAUUAAGAGAAAACUAAAUGGUCAUAAGCUUGUGUGUGCGCAGAAGCGAUCGUUGAGGUACAAUUUUAAAAUUUAUUUUCUGCACGAGAAGUAUUAGUAUCAAGCUGCUUCCACAUUCUUAUAAAAACAUUCGCUAAAUGGCUUAGUGUUUGACACAAAAUCUAUUACUUCAAUCGUUUGAACAUGCGUUUUACAGUAUUAUUCAACCAUUUAUGAUAGGCCGUCUCAAUAGGUGAAUUGGGAAAACUCACAGAAACGAAAGCAAAGUGGCUGUUAUCAGUUUCUCAGGUUAAAAAUAAAUCAACCAUAAGACGCUUCGUUUGUCUUUAACUUAUGGAAUUCUGUUAACGUUUCCGCUUUAAUAUUGAUUUGUUUAUAGGUUCUACUGGUUUGAAACACUCCUGUUGUACGACAGUUCGUUUUAUUGUAAAUUGAAUUACGUGUAAAUAAUAUUCAGAUAAGAAAUGUGAAAUGGACAUGCGACGAGCCUUAUCUCUCUCCUUACAUUCUAUAUCAUCAUUCCAAUUUUAUUCUAUUUUCCGAAAUAGUUUUCAAUUUUUUAAUUUAAUUAAAAUAAUAUUCGUUGUCAGCAUGAAUGAAGACGAGUAGCAGUUAAUGAUGCUGAUGACAGUUUUUUUUAUUGCUCGGUGCAACGCACAGUGCUAUGCUUGGUAGAAUAUUGAUUUAAUUGUAAAUAGAAAAUAUUUUAGUUUUUCUUUCGUCAAUUACAAAGAAGACCCGUUGCAUGUUCAUUCUUCCGGAAAAUAGAAACAGACUAAUUUGGAAAAGCUAAAAUUCGGUCAACGUUAGUUUAAGCUUUAAGUCGAGGGGUUUUUUUUAUUUUACUUUUCGGAUUUGUUUCACAGAAAAUUUUGGGUUUUAACGAAAAUCGGACUACUUUUUUGCAUUUUGAGAAUAAUUCUUAUCUGCCUUCUUUCGGGGUUUUAUUUUUUCGUGUGUAUUCUCUUUCUAAAAGUCUAAUGACAUAAUUUAUUAUUAUUUUUCGUUUUUAAAAAUUGAUUAUUUAUUUGUAUGCACUAUUUUUUAAGCCAAACUAUGUGAAAAUGUUGUGAAAAUAAAGUGUGAUAUGUGAAUAUUGAAAA